UUAAAUUGUCAUCUACCAACAACUACCAAGUCUGUGAUAUCAGUUAGCUGGAAGCAGACGUUAACUUGUCAUCUACCAACAACUACCCAGUCUGUGAUAUCAGUUAGCUGGAAGCAGACGUUAACUUGUCAUCUACCAACAACUACCCAGUCUGUGAUAUCAGUUAGCUGGAAGCGGACGUUAACUUGUCAUCUACCAACAACUACCUAG
Molecule: messenger RNA, 210 nt
Organism: Lottia gigantea (owl limpet)
Lineage: Eukaryota; Metazoa; Mollusca; Gastropoda; Lottiidae
Exons: 1
Source: RefSeq, a predicted model, not a curated record